This is a messenger RNA of Colletotrichum godetiae, 474 nucleotides long. RefSeq lists its product as uncharacterized. Lineage: Eukaryota; Fungi; Ascomycota; Sordariomycetes; Glomerellales; Glomerellaceae. Bases 1 to 474 code for a protein of 157 amino acids. The transcript has a single exon. The record is from RefSeq and is a predicted model, not a curated record.
AUGUCAGCUCUGCAUGAUGGGACUGUGAGGUUUGGCGGGCGCGGCCCGCUCAACUUUGGGGGAUUUGCCGUGUUAGGGCUUGCGAAACUUCGACAACGCGGCCGAAGCAACCGGGGACGGGCAGCAAUGAACAUGUUUGGCAAUGGGCCGCGGGAAGGGGGAGGGGGCAUGCCCGACUUGGACUCUCUUACUCAGGCCUUUGAUAGUGGAGUUUUGGCCCUCGUUACCGUACGGAACAUCGACCGACGGAGGCGGCCGCAUCCGUCAGGGUUUAUGAUGAGCGAAGCUGGCUGGCAGAUCAAGGACGUCUGGCAGUCAGGGCCAGGAAGAGUUGCUGUCACACCAGGGUUCCCGUCUCCGGCUUCGCGAAGGGGUCAACGGAGCAGGGAAAGAAUUCGAACAAGAAAUGCGGUCAACAAGCGGCUUGCCCAACUGGUGAACCGAGCUCCGAUGAUCAACCCGGUAAGGGUUUGA